This is a messenger RNA of Phycodurus eques (leafy seadragon), 2326 nucleotides long. RefSeq names its product dehydrogenase/reductase (SDR family) member 1 (gene dhrs1). The transcript is spliced from 9 exons. Bases 116 to 1039 code for a protein of 307 amino acids. NCBI's taxonomy places the organism in Eukaryota, Metazoa, Chordata, Actinopteri, Syngnathiformes, Syngnathidae. The record is from RefSeq and is a predicted model, not a curated record.
UCACGAAAAGAAGAAGAAAGGAGGCGUUGCAUUCAUAUGAGCAGCAUAGCGUUUGGCAGAUAAUCACGAAGACUUUGCUGGGGACAAAAAAAAAUAUCCGACGCCACUCGCUAACAUGUCCCUGUCCGGCUGGAUAUGUGUGGUCACAGGUGCAUCCAGAGGCAUUGGUAAAGGAAUCGCGCUGCAGCUUUCUGAGGCAGGCGCCACCGUCUACAUCACCGGACGUCAGGAGAAGACUCUUAAAGAAACCGCGACGCAGAUAAGCGAGAGAGGUGGAAAAUGUGUGCCAGUCAUCUGUGAUUCGACCAACGAUGGCGACAUCGAGAAACUGUUUGAACGCAUAAAACUAGAACAGAGUGGUAAACUGGAUCUGCUGGUCAACAAUGCAUACGCUGGAGUACAGGCUAUCUUUGAGAACCAUGGGAAAAAGUUCUGGGAGACCGAUCCAUCUUUUUGGGAUACCAUCAACAACACAGGCCUGAGAAGCCAUUAUAUCUGCUCAGUGUAUGCGUCCCGAAUGAUGGUGGCUCGAGGUCAGGGUUUGAUCAUCAACAUUUCAUCCAUGGGAGGCUUGCGAUAUCUCUUCAAUGUGCCAUAUGGGGUUGGGAAAGCGGCAUGUGACCGAAUGGCAGUAGACAUGGCUAUGGAGCUUCGAAGCAGGGGCGUAGCAUCUGUCUCUCUGUGGCCGGGACCGGUGAAGACGGAGCUAAUAUCUCAGUUCGUGCUUGCACCGCAGGAAGUAGAUUCCAAGUAUAAGGAUUUAUUUACCAAUGGAGAAACUACUGAAUUUAGCGGCCUGUGCAUUGUCAACCUCGCUAAAGAUAAAAACCUGAUGUCAUUGAGCGGAAAAAUUCUCUUGACCUGUGACCUGGCGAGGCGUUAUGGGAUCCAAGAUGUUGACGGGCGGGCCAUAGAAGACUUCACCUCCCUGAAGUUCCUGCUGACCCAAGUCCCAUAUAUCUCCUGGCUCUCAUCUUUUGUCCCUUCUUUCAUAAGAAUGCCACGCUUUCUGCUUCCCUUAGCAAGCAACCAUUUCUAACCACAAGAAGAUGUGGCAUUGAAAACCUCUUUGUGACUACUUUUUAAUCCAAUCACCACAAGUGUCUGUUUAAAUGAAAGACUCCGCGAAGUUUGAAUGGCUACUAUAGUGAAACCUUUAAAUUUGAAUUCAGUCCUUGUCGGGAACGCUGGUCAAUCUCUAAUUUUUUCAUAUGUUUAAACAAUUCUUCCUCGAGGAAAUUAUGGAAUGGGAUUCCAUCUGUUCAAGGGUCAAACAUUUGUUAAAUACAGUAGAGUUGUGGGCUGUGCACUUGGUACCUGGACCUUCAGCGUGGACUUGACUGACUUAAUCCAACUCUUAAUACCACCACUCAUCAAUAUGAUAGAAACCACCACUACGAUACAGAAACGCAACUGUGCCACACACAGCACAUCCUCUAGAAUCAAUAUUUAUCUGAUAACAUGACAAAAAAAAUUAAUAAAACAACCACCACCAUCAUCAUACUCAGCAGAGUGUCCAGUUUGCUGCAGAUGGUUUGAUAGUUGAACAAGUUUUACUCUGACCAUCCAAUCAGAGGAUGGGAAAAAUGCUGAUGUUGUUGUGAGUCAGCUAGGUGACCCUGUAAGGUGAAUUUGAAAUCUGAUUGGUUAGAGAAACAGUCUCAUUGCUAAAUAGAGUUUCUAUUAACUUGGCCAGCAAUACUGAUCCUAAAGGCCCUAGGCAGAUUCGAUCGACGUUGUUGCAUAAAUAGGCUGAAAUCAGAUUUGGAUCACAAAAACUAACCAUCGUACAGUCAAACAUGCAUCCUGGAAGCAGUACAGUCAAGAUGCAAUGAAAUAAUGAGAAUGGAAUGAUUGGAGUAUGAGGGGGAAAAAAAACAAUGGAACAAAUCUUAGAAUUUAGUUUGUAAAUGUAGGUCAGUGCUUUUGAUAGUGUUUAGGCCCACAGAGAAGGCUUUGCUGGCCCGAAGGCACACCACUGGUUGAAUAGUUUAACCUUAAAACAAGUUUAAAAAAUAAAUAAAAUAAAGUUUUGGAUUUUUGUGCAACUUUAGAGGCAGCUUUUUGGUUGGACUCUGGUGAAUCGAAUUUAGAGGUUCCACUAUUUAUUAUAAUUAUACUAUUUUAGUUGUAAGAAUGUAAAAUUGUAUUUGAGAUAUAUAUAUAUAUAUAUGAACCUGCAUUGUCUGAUUUGAUGUGGAUGCAGCUGAGGUGUAUUUUUGAUAAAAUGUUAAAGCAUAUUUGUAUUAUUGUGUAAUAAGUGUUGCUUCUAUACAGUCCAGUAUGCUACCAAUGUAUCUUGAUAAAUAAAGAAUGGGGGAAGGUA